Messenger RNA from Bacidia gigantensis, 2367 nucleotides. RefSeq lists its product as uncharacterized. Gene Ontology annotation, cellular component: nucleus; Rpd3L-Expanded complex; Rpd3L complex. The coding region runs from base 1 to 2367 and encodes 788 amino acids. Gene Ontology annotation, biological process: regulation of DNA-templated transcription. The record is from RefSeq and is a predicted model, not a curated record. NCBI's taxonomy places the organism in Eukaryota, Fungi, Ascomycota, Lecanoromycetes, Lecanorales, Ramalinaceae. The transcript has a single exon.
AUGAUCAUGGCAAGGGAUGCAGACAAGUCAGAUGAUCCUGACGCGCAAGCUACUCUGACGGACUACCUCGACUACACUGAGUAUUUACCUUCGGACCUCAACCGAGCUCUCACGCUCAUCGGCAAGCUUGACGAAACAUAUUUGGCCAGAGCAAACAAUGUUCACGAGCUUUCGAAGCAGUAUGGAGCUUUGCCCGCGUCUUCUAACUCCAAAAAUUCCGAUUCGCAAGCCCUUCGGGCGGACUUGUCCUACAACCUCAACAGCGCGAUUAAGGCUCGCGAAUCAGCAUACGGGGAAGCUGAAAGACUCAAUGAAAUGGUGAACAGACACUAUAAUCGACUUGUCGGGAUCAAAACAAAGCUACUCGCCCUGCCCAAACCACCAUCAAGGGAUCCUACACCAGUUGCCCGGUCGCCUCAAGUAACUCGCAAGACCCCACCUGCGCGCAUCACACUUCGCCUGGACAGCGCAAGGUUCGCGGCCACAGGGGGAAGAGUUGCAGAUAAAGAGAGGAAGAGGGUACAUCGAAGCCGAAGAAUCACUGUGCCUGGAGAGGUGCUUCCCCCACCAAACCCAGAUUCGCCUCAAACAUAUUCGGACUCAGAUUGGGAAUCGAUACCUCCAUCUCCGCUUCCCAUGCCAACAUCUCGUGUUGGUGGCUCUCGAUCGCGAUCUCAUAAGCCUGCACGCUUGAAACCACCGAGGCUGCCUAAAAUACCCAAAGAUCGUGGUCCUAGACCACCGCGGCUUCCUGGUAUGGGAACGAACGUACACAGCUCAGUUGCAGGAAUAUCGACUAGCAAUGCCUUAUCAAUGCUGCAGAAACCACCUCCAGAUGCCAUGCGAGGAAGUGAAUAUGCGCCAUGGAUGAGACUUACCGAAUAUGAAAUGGCUUUGCUAAGGAAAAGGAUGAAGAAGAAUGCUAUCUGGACUCCUAGCGAGACCAUGAUUAGACGUGAGCUUGCGCAAGCAAAUCGUGGUCCUGACAACUAUCGUAAACAGAAGGCUGAAUGUGAGGAAGCUGAGGAGGAAUUUCUGGAUGUUGACAAUAUUGCAUCCUCCACUCCCGGGAAACCUCUGGCGCCUGGUGAGAUAAGUGCGGAUGCAUUGGCUAUGGGCACGUCAAACCUCCAAAAUCGGGGAAUGAAAUUGAACGAGGCCAAGAAACAGAAGCGAGAAGCUUUGCUGCAAGCAUCACUUCAGGAAGCACAGCAAGCAAAUAAACGACUCGAGAGCAUUGGCAGCGAUUUCAAGGAUCUCUUCACAAAACCGCUCCCUCUUUCUCUUGAAAGUCCCUUGCUACCAAAAGGCCUGCCUAAUGGCACCACUCCAAAGAAAGAUCAAUCUGCCAAGAAGAAGAAAAAGAAGGCGAAGGAAGAAGAGAAGGCAGUUGAAGGACAAUCUUCGAAGAAGAGGAAGCACUCAGACACUGUUGUGAAUGGAGCGUCAUCAGCCCCACCUUCUACAAAGUCCCCCUCGGACGACAACCCUGGCCCAUCACCGGACAAGCCAUUGUUCAAGAAACGGAAGGUCCAGCCAACGACUCCUACUACGAUUGAAACCGUUAUAACUACGGUUCCCUUAGCUUCCCCAGCUCCAGCUGCCCCUUCUGCGCCGGAGCCUGUCAGGCAGAGGACUAAGUCACCAAUUCCAAAAACCCCUUCUAUGCCAGCACCUCAGAGACCAACACCAUCUACUGCGCCAACCCGAGCGCUGACAAUCGCCACCGCCACGUCAUCCCGCCCCCGCCGUGUAUCUCUAACACUACGGGGCCCAGCUUCACCAAGUAACAAGGAAAAGGUUGUAGCUGCUUCAACACGCUCAGUACCUAAGCAAGGAUCCUCAGCACCGUCAUCAGCAACGUUACCUCGAGAACGUCCUCGUCGAGCAUCGGCAACACCGGCAACACCGGCAACACCGGCAACACCGGCAACACCGGCGACCCCGACAACCCCCGCUCCAGUCCUUACUGCUGCUUCGAGACGCAGUAAACGACCUGCGCCUGGUGCAGUGUUGCAAGACCACGAAGGCGGCGCCGCAGUCACGGUAGGCAAACGUACUAGGCCACCUAGAGACGACAAGACAGCUAUGGAUAAGUGGGCGGGCAACGUUACGGGGAAGCAAAAGGACGCAAAGGAAAAGGAAAAGGAAAAGGAGGCGCAGCGAGAUCAGGCAAUGGGCGGGGAGCUCAUCGAUCCUGACGAGCCUCGUUAUUGCAUCUGUGGAGAUGUCAGCUGGGGAGAAAUGAUUUGCUGUGACAAUGAUAACGUAUGGGAAAUCCCUCGAAUGGUGCUCUCGAAUAGUAUUGCUAAUCAUCAUUCAUGCAGUGCGAACGGGAAUGGUUUCACUUCAGCUGUGUGGGCUUGA